Danio rerio (zebrafish) is the source of this 2054-nucleotide messenger RNA. Lineage: Eukaryota; Metazoa; Chordata; Actinopteri; Cypriniformes; Danionidae. The record is from RefSeq and is a predicted model, not a curated record.
CUUGUGAGAUGCGCGAACUGGUUUUGCAAGUGACGUGUGUUGAGUGUAAAAGCCUGUUUUUCUGCUUUUUGGCUCUAUAUCCCUGGUCCAUUCAGUGGCUACCCUACAGAAAAGUACGCCAAAAUGGCCGAUAAAGAAGUGUACGAUGACGCCGUGGAGGAGAGGGUAAUAAAUGAGGAGUACAAGAUCUGGAAGAAAAACACACCAUUCCUGUAUGACCUAGUCAUGACACAUGCGCUCGAGUGGCCAAGUUUAACAGUGCAGUGGCUUCCUGAUGUCAACAGGCCUGAGGGGAAGGACUAUGUGGUUCACCGGCUGGUGUUGGGCACACACACUUCAGACGAGCAAAACCAUCUGGUCAUCGCCAGUGUUCAGAUCCCCAAUGAUGACGCUCAGUUCGACGCUUCCCACUAUGACAGUGAGAAAGGAGCAGGUAUGGUCAGGAUGUUGAGAGGAAAUCCAGAUUCAUUUGAUCAAUAAGAGUGAAUCAUUCCACAAAGAUGUUACAGCUGCAUGUGUUUUCGACAGCUAUGUUUUGUUUAUAUCUGUAUUAAAUGUAUAUAACCAUAUACUGGUGUUCUAGGAAUAGUCAAAUGAAAAAUUACAAUUCUGUUGUCAUUUACUCAUCUUGAAAAUGUGACUGAUGUGCAUGUAUUUUUGUUUACUAACUAUUUCAGAGUUUGGAGGGUUUGGAUCAGUUAGUGGAAAGAUUGAGAUUGAGAUUAAGAUCAACCAUGAAGGAGAAGUGAACAGAGCCAGAUACAUGCCACAAAACCCCUGCAUCAUCGCCACCAAGACCCCUACUUCUGAUGUGCUGGUGUUUGACUACACCAAACACCCAUCCAAACCAGACCCCAGUGGAGACUGUAGUCCAGACCUGAGGCUGCGGGGACAUCAGAAAGAGGGCUAUGGUUUGUCCUGGAACCCCAACCUCAGUGGAAACCUGCUCAGUGCAUCUGACGACCAUACGAUCUGUCUGUGGGACAUCAGUGGUGCACCAAAGGAGGGCAAGAUUGUUGAUGCCAAGACCAUCUUCACAGGGCACACAGCUGUGGUGGAGGAUGUGUCCUGGCACCUUCUACACGAGUCUCUGUUUGGCUCUGUGGCUGAUGACCAGAAACUAAUGAUCUGGGACACACGAUCCAAUAACACCUCAAAGCCCAGUCACUCUGUGGAUGCUCACACAGCCGAAGUCAACUGUCUGUCCUUCAACCCCUACAGCGAAUUUAUCUUGGCCACUGGCUCAGCAGACAAGACUGUUGCAUUGUGGGAUCUGCGUAACCUUAAGCUGAAGCUUCACUCAUUUGAGUCCCAUAAGGAUGAAAUCUUCCAGGUCCAGUGGUCUCCUCAUAACGAAACCAUCCUGGCCUCCAGUGGCACUGACAGACGCCUCAAUGUUUGGGACCUGAGUAAAAUUGGAGAAGAGCAGUCUGCAGAGGACGCAGAGGACGGGCCUCCUGAGCUGCUGUUCAUUCAUGGUGGGCACACAGCUAAGAUCUCUGAUUUUUCCUGGAACCCAAAUGAACCCUGGGUAAUCUGUUCCGUGUCAGAGGACAACAUUAUGCAAGUAUGGCAGAUGGCUGAGAACAUCUACAAUGAUGAAGAGCCAGACACUCCUGCGUCAGAGCUGGAGGGACAGGCGUCAUAACUGAUCUCAUUCUAAAUAUACAACCCCUUCUUACUCUUCACAUUUUGCUUUUCAGUAUUAUCCCGUAAAGUCCAUUUACUCCCCAUUCCAUGCAUUCUGAUACUUCGUCCAUGACAGGGUCCUUCUGUGGACUCUUAUCUAAAAGGUUCACCCAUCAUCCUUAGCAGUAGAGUAAUUUGGUUUGGAUGGUAUGGAAGACUGCACCACUUGUUCAAUCACUUCUGAGAAGUUACGGCCUGGUGUGGCUUAUCACAAAUUUCAGUUUCUCUUUUUUUGUGUGCAUAAACCUGGUGUCAAUUUGCAAUAAAUCUUUUGUAAUAACUUUUAAAAUGAUUUUGUAUUCCAAAAUUGUUGAUAACUGUCUGUACGCCAUUUAAUUCUGAAAAUAAAGUACAGAUGCACUGUU